AAAUUUGCCUCUACAAAUUUGUGCUCGACAAUAGUCUCUUUUGUAAUCUUCGCCAGUCUCACUCUUUUGUAAUUCCCAUUCAACUUUUUUCCAACCGAGAGAGGAAGCGAUGACCGCGACGACCAAUUACGCACAGCUCGACGCGCGCGACUCGCUGACCCACUUUGACGACACGCACGGGGGACUUGGCGCCCGAAACAACGGCCACGACUCAGACGACGACGACGUCCCUGGUGGCGGCAGCGCUGCGGCGACGGGCAAGGUGCUCGUGUACGGCCGUGGCGGCCAGCGCUGGAUGAACCCGGACGAGCGGCCGACGCCAUUCCAGCUCGAGGAGCCAGGCUGGCGCGCCGACACGACCUGCAACGCGUGCAUGGCCUGCAACGAGGGGUUUUCGUUCUUUGUGCGCCGGCACCAUUGCAGGCGAUGCGGCGACUUGUUCUGCAGCAGCUGCUGUGAGAACGAGCUGCAAGUCAUGCGCCUCGGAUACCAAGACCCAGUCCGCGUGUGCAAGGCGUGCAAGCCCAAGGUCGAGCGGGAGAAUGAGUUCUUUAGGCUCUACCUCAAGGUGAUUCAAAAAGGAGACGUGUUUGACCUUCAUCGAGGCAACUCGGCCAUCCCAGUGCUUUUGCAGCUCAGCAGUACAGAACGAGAUCUCGUGAUAACCCAAUUGAAGACCGAUCCAGACACACGCAAACGCUCGAUUGACACGAGCUCGUCCGCGAUUGUGGAGAGCCUGCCGAUUGAGGCUUUGGUUGAAGUGCGUCAAGUACGGCGCCAACCGAACGCUGCUGGCGACCGAGCGGAUACUUUUGUUCUCAAAUUCUCCAGCGGUGGCGAGUUUGAAUUCUCCUGUGAAGACAAAAAGCAACGCGCCGUGUGGACGACCUCGUUGAGGAGGGCGCUCGAAGUCUUGUUGGCGCGAGAGUUUGCAGCCACGCCAAUCAAAGCCAUGGCGGCAGAAGAUGCCUUGUAACAUUGAUUUUUUUUGUCGUGUCUUUUGGUCCUGUUGUUUUGCCUUGUACCUCUGCCUUUGACCAGUUGGUGUUUUUCACCGCAUACCUGCUCUAUUACUUGCAUUCGUGCUUUGACACCUGUUGGAAAAUACACUUGGAAACAAACAAAAAAAUCUUGUCGCAAGGGGGA
This is a messenger RNA of Capsaspora owczarzaki ATCC 30864, 1146 nucleotides long. RefSeq lists its product as hypothetical. Lineage: Eukaryota; Filasterea; Ministeriida; Capsasporidae. The coding region runs from base 110 to 976 and encodes 288 amino acids. The record is from RefSeq and is a predicted model, not a curated record. The transcript has 5 exons. Gene Ontology annotation, molecular function: metal ion binding.